This is a messenger RNA of Cladophialophora carrionii CBS 160.54, 441 nucleotides long. RefSeq lists its product as uncharacterized. The transcript has 2 exons. Bases 1 to 441 code for a protein of 146 amino acids. The record is from RefSeq and is a predicted model, not a curated record. Lineage: Eukaryota; Fungi; Ascomycota; Eurotiomycetes; Chaetothyriales; Herpotrichiellaceae.
AUGCCUUUCAAGUGGGAUGCCCAGUCCGAAAGGAACCUUCUUCUGUCUGCCAUUAAAGUCAUGGGAAAUCCACCCGCAACGAUUUGGGAUCAGGUGGCCGAGACGAUUGGCAACGGGCAUGAAGUCAACGGCAACGCAUGCAGUCAAAAAUUCUACAAGUUGAAGAAAGAGUCCGAGAAUUUGCUCGCUGAGGGCGGCGGUGUGGCAAGCAGCAAUGACGCGGCUACGCCCACAAAAGCUCCGAAAACCCCAGGCAGCAAGGGAACCGGUGGACGCAAGAGAAAGAAUGCCGACAUUGAUGGUGAUGGGGAAGUGGCUACGCCGAGCAAGCGUGGAAAGGCGAAGAAGGGCGCAGCCCCUGAGGUUGAGGUGAAAACUGAAGUCGAGAAUGAGGUUACCCCUGCCGUCAAGGUCGAAAGCGCCGAUGGGAACGCCAAAUGA